Molecule: messenger RNA, 5207 nt
Organism: Chionomys nivalis (European snow vole)
Lineage: Eukaryota; Metazoa; Chordata; Mammalia; Rodentia; Cricetidae
Product: zinc finger protein 54-like
Exons: 9
Coding region: 354-2630 (758 amino acids)
Biological process (GO): negative regulation of transcription by RNA polymerase II
Molecular function (GO): DNA-binding transcription repressor activity, RNA polymerase II-specific
Source: RefSeq, a predicted model, not a curated record
GUGGACUGCUGAGGGAAAGUCAGCAGCGCAGAGGACCCAUUCGCUGUCGUUGCACCCGGACCUCAACCGUGGAGAGUCGCGUGUGCAGACCUGGGUGUUGUGGGGACGCGAAAACUCCGCGGAGCCGCAGUCGCCGCGGGGCGGCCUGGGAAAGUCAGCAGCGCAGUGGCGGGAACCGCAGCCCGGCGGCCCUGGAAUCUCCCAGGGCAUGCUGAUCACCCAGACCUGCUCACCUCUGCAGCAGAACAAGGAGACCUGGAAGGAGACAGGAGACAGUAGCUAAGGAUCCAGGACAGAACACCAUCUAUAUAUUGUUCCUGAAAGAAAAACUCAAAGAAGGGAAACAGAAAGGAAUGGCUGAUUCUCCAAUAAACGUGCCCCAGGGUCUGUUUACAUUCCGGGGUGUGAAUGUGAACAUCUCCCAGGAGCAAAAGGAAUGCCCGGACUCUGCUCAGAAGAAUUUGUACAUUGAUGUGAUGUUGGAGAACUAUGGCAUGUGUAACACUGUCCCCCAGCAAGUGAAGACUGAUAAGGAGUCUCAUCAGUGUAAUAUGCUUGGCAAAAUGCUUCAUGACCCCUCCACAUGUGCACUUUAUAGAACAAGUGAAACUGCAGAAAACUCUAAUAACUACAGAUGCAGUAAUCACAGGGAUGCCUCUGUUGACUCAUCAAACCCAGAUAGACAUGACAGCAUGCACACUGGAGAAGAACCUUGCAAAUCUAGAGACUGUGAGAAAUCUUUAAAUUUGUGUUCCAAUAUUACUCAAAAUCAGAGAGUCUACACUGCAAAGAAAGACAACAGGCAGGGAGAAUAUGAUGACUGUUUCAGCUCUGCAUACAGUCCUAUGCAGCAAACAAUCUAUAUCAGAGAGAAACCAUUCCUGUGUGAGGAAUGUGGGAAAUGCUUCAUUACUGCCUCAAACCUCAGUGUACAUCGGAGAAUUCAUACUGGAAAGAAGCCCUAUAAGUGUGAUGUUUGUGAAAAAUCCUUUUCCCAACGCUCACACUUUAAAAUUCAUCAAAGACUUCAUACUGGGGAGAAACCCUACAAAUGCAAAGAAUGUGGAAAGUCAUUUCGUCAGUCCACAGGACUUAAUAACCACCAGAAAUUGCAUACUGGAGAGAAACCUUACAAAUGCAGAGAAUAUGGAAAGUCAAGACUUAAAGGGUAUUACAGAAUCCACACUGGAGAGAAUCCUUAUAAGUGUGAGGUCUCACUGAUCACCCAGACCUGGUCACCUAUGGAGCAGAGCAAAAAACCCUGGAAAAUGGAGAGAGAGGAGACAGUGUCUAAGGAUCCCGGGCAGCAAGCCAUCUAUUCAGCAAGCCAUCCGUUGUUCCUGAAAGAGAAACUCAAAGAGGAGAAACAAGAAAUGGCUGAUUCUCCAGGACAUGUGUUCCAGGUCAUUGGUCAUGGUCUGUUGACAUUCUGCGAUGUAGCUGUAAACUUCUCCCAGGAGGAGUGGGAAUGUCUAGACUCUGCUCAGAGAGCUUUGUAUGUUGAUGUGAUGUUGGAGAAUUAUAACAACCUGAUCUCUGUGGAGAACUAUUGGAUAUGUGAUCCUGUCUAUCAGUAUGUGAAGAAUGAAAAAGAUUCUUGCCAGUGUUGUAAUGACCUUGUCAAAAUGCUUCAUGAUCACUCCAAAUAUGCACUUUAUAAAACAAGAGAAGCUACAGAAAACUCUGCUAUGUACAGAUGCAGCAAUCACGUUGAUGCCUCUGUGAACUCAUCAAACCUAGAUAAACAUGAAAACAUGCACAGAGAAGAAGAACCUUAUAAAUCUAAAGACUGUGAGGAGUCUUUAAAUUUAUGUUCCCACAUUUCUCAAGAUGAGAGCCUGUACACUGCAAAGAGAGAAAACAGACAGGAAGAAUAUGGUGACAAUUUCAACUCAGCAUACAAUCUUUUGCCCCAAACAAUCUACAUAGGGAAAAAACUACACCAGUGUGGGCAGUGUGGUAAAUUCUUCAGUUCCCCCGCAAACCUUGUUAUACAUGAGAGAAUUCAUACUGGAGAGAGACCCUACAAGUGCAAUGUUUGUGGCAAAUCCUUUACCAAUUGCUCAAGUCUUGAAAGACAUCAGAGAGUUCAUACUGGAGAAAAGCCUUACAAAUGUGAGGUAUGUGACAAAUCCUUUAAUGUGAUCUCAAAUCUUAGAAUACAUCAGAAAACUCAUACUGGGGAGAAACCAUACAAAUGUAGAGAAUGUGACAAAUCCUUUACCCAGUGUUCACAUCUUAAAAGACAUCAGAGAGUUCAUACCGGAGAGAAACCGUACAGAUGCAAGGAAUGUGACAAAUCUUUUUCUAAGAGCUCAACUCUUCAAGCACAUCAGAAAAUUCAUACUAGAGAGAAAACUUACAGAUGCAAAACCUGUAACAUAUCCUUUACCCGGUGUUCAAAUCUGAAAAUACAUCAAAGAAUUCAUCCUAAAGAGAGAACUUACUUUUGUAAGGAAUGUGGAAAAUAUUUUACUAGCAACUCAUAUCUUAAAGUACAUCAGAAAAUUCACAGCGGAGAGAAAUCUUAUAAAUGCAAAUACUGUGACAAGUCCUUCACCCAAAGUUCAAAUCUUAGAACACAUUACAGAGUUCAUACUCAGGAAAGAAAGCUUGUGCAAGGAAUAUGAGGUUUGUUUUACUUAUUGUUCAACUCUUAGAACAUAUCAGAAGAUUCAUACUGAAGAGAAAAAUACUGUUGUAAAUAAGAUGACAUAGCAUUUAUGUGGCAUUACAAAUCACAGCAGUAUACAUGAUAAAUAAAGAUAAGAAAGUUGUAAAAGCCUUGAAAGACUCUUAAAUUCUUAGGAAAAUAUUAGUUUAUAUUAAAUUAGAAUCCCACAAUUCUAGGUGAAAAGCUUUUAAAAAUGCCUAGGUAUUUUGACUGCAUGUAUGUUUGUACCUUGUAUGUAUGCUCCUGCCUGUGGAGGCCAAAAGAGGGUAUCAGAUCCACUGAAGCUAGAGUUGAGGAAGUGUGUGUUAUCAACUGAAGCUUGGUUCCCUGGAAGGGUAGCCAGUGCUCUUAACCAUUAAACCAUCUCUCCAACCACCUGGGAAAAGCUAUUAUAACAUUUAACUUGCUUAAUACCCUAGAUUUCAUGAUCCCAUUCAUGGUUUUGGUUUGAAAGAAAAUAGCACCAAAGGGAGUGGCACAACUAGGAGAUGUAGCUUUGUUGGAGUAGCAUUGGUCUUGUUGGGUCUCAUGCUCAAGAUACCACCCAGCGUCUGAGUCCACCUCCUGUUGCAUUUGGAUCAAGAUGUAAGGACUCUAAACUCCAGUACUUCGUCAGCCUGCCUGCUGCCCUCCUACCGUGAAGAUAACGGACUAUAAGUGAGCCAUCCCUAUUAAAUGUGUUCCUUUGUAAAAGUUGCCAUUUUCAUGGGCUCUCUUAACAGCAAUAGGAACUCUAACUUGAGCAUUAGAUGUAGAUACCAGGAACAGAGGUAUUGCAGUGAUGGGCCUGACCAUGUUUCUUUGAAAGAAUAUUGACCUUAGGAUUAUGGAUUUAAAAAGUAGUUACCUGCUUUAAGUGCUGAUUAAUGGGACAUCCUAGUAGGAGCAUGGAAGAGAGUGAUACUGAGUGAUUUUAACUAUUGGUACCUGGAUUGGUUAGAAAAGAAUGUUAAUAUGUGGCCUAGAGAUUGUUCUUGUGAUAUUUUGUUGAAGAAUGUGGCUGCCUUUUUUCCUUGUCCAAAGUGUCUGUGUGAGGCUAAAGGGAAGAUUUGGAGUUUGUUAAUUUCAUUAACAGAAGACAUCUCAAAACAGCCUCAUAUAGACUCUACCAUAUAGUUAUUGGUGAUAACUCUAAUGAAUAUUUAUAAUGGUAAUAUGCAAGUUGAACAAGAAAAAAAAUACAGAACAUGUGUUUAUGUAGAACAAUUUGAGGAGGAAAAGAGCACCAGUAAGUGUAAUGGAGUUGAAUUCUGUGUUCCAGGAGAUAAACAGAUUAAGAAAUAGAAAAAUGGUAGUGGUGACCUUAGGGCACCAUUCCACCCAGAAAAGUUUCCAACUUGUGAAAAGAAUUAAAAAGAAGCUUACAGCCAGGUGUAGUAAUACAUGCUUUUAAUUCCAGUACUGGGAAGGCAGAGGCAGGCAGAUCUCUUGUUUGAGACCAGCCUUUUCUACAAAGCAAGUUUUUAGAACAACCAGCCUUCUGGCUUCAAAGAUAGAAGAAAUGUAUGUGGAAUCUUCCUCCUCAUAUAAGAAAAGUGACUACGGCCACACAUGUGUCAAGGGUGUUCUGAAUAGAGGCCUGGGGGGGGGGUGUUAUUGUGUGAAUUUGUGAAGGAGAAGCCUGUGUUUUCUUGGAGAACCAAAGAUAUUAGAGAUGCCAGAGUGAGUUAAAGAAAGCUGCUAACUGGGAGUGGAACCAUCCCAUGAGAAAGAAGUGUGUUGCAGUCAACACAACUGAAAGGAAUUGGAGCUCUGAAGACAUUUUGACAUCAGAUGUGGAAAUGCAGUUUGGAGUUUGCCCGGCUGUUUUUGGUCUUGUUUUGUAUUUCCACACUUUCUUCCCCGUGUUUUGGAAUGGUAAUGAGUAUCCUGUGCCAUUAUAUGUGAUCUGUUUGAUUACAUGACUCAGAAGACACUCUGGACUUUGGACGUUUAAAUGUUGUUUAGACCGUGAUAGAGUGGGAUCUUUUGCAUUUUGACUGAAUGCAUUUUUACAUUAUGAUAUAGUUACAUGCCCUUAGGGGCUAGGGAGUCUAAUUUGGUGGUUUGAAAGAAAAUGUCUGCCAUGGUGAGUGGAAUUUUAAGGAGGUGUGGGGUGGUUGUGGCCUUGUUGGAGGUAGGGGUCAUUGGUUACAGGCUUUGAGUUGUCAUGUGCAAGCCAUGCUCAGAUCUAGCUCUUGUAGACCAGGCUGGUCUCGAACUCACAGAGAUCCGCCUGCCUCUGCCUCCCGAGUGCUGGGAUUAAAGGCGUGUGCCACCACCGCCCGGCUCUCAUUUUUCUUUUUAAUUAAACAGUGUUAGAUUUUGAUCACAUUCUCAGCUAGAGAUUAAUUUAUUUGGGUGGUUUUUCCUCAAGAACAUUGUGAAUUACACAUUAUAAAUUGUUUUUAUUGUUCUGAGAAUUAAUUGACCAUAAGAUGUUUUGUGGUUUGUUAACUCUCUGUCCAUAAACAUGUACCAUUCCCAUGAACAUAAAAAUAUCUGCAAAAUUCCACUCUCAAAUCACUUUCUUGCUUGCUAUAAAGAAACUACU